This is a messenger RNA of Drosophila obscura, 5858 nucleotides long. It is a transcript of the gene mxc, whose product is annotated as serine-rich adhesin for platelets. Gene Ontology annotation, molecular function: protein binding. NCBI's taxonomy places the organism in Eukaryota, Metazoa, Arthropoda, Insecta, Diptera, Drosophilidae. The record is from RefSeq and is a predicted model, not a curated record.
AAGCCAAGCGAAAGCAACGGCAAAGCGGAGAGCCAAAGAAGGAAAAGAGGAAGAGGCGUCCAAACCAAACAAGCGUUUAUUUUAUACAUUGGCGUUUAUUCAGAGUGUGUUGCAAGCAUGUGCCGCUGAGCAGCGCAGCAGACAUGGAAUCAAUUGUUUUGCACUCGGAUGUGGCUCGCCUGGUAUUGGGUUACCUGGUCAAUCAGGAUCUGAAAAGGGCCGCUCACACACUGUGCCGCACAUCGCCGCAUUUGCGGCAGGAAUUCGUUGCCCUGAAGCAGGGCCUGCAGACGCACAACUUUCUCAAUGGCGGCCUGGAGGACAUCAUAUGCGAGCAUGUCAAGAUCACUGGACUGGUGGCUCAGACUGUGCAGAAGCUGCCGCUGGAAAUGCGCCAGCAGUUGCAACAGCUCAAGCUAUCCGAGCGUGUCUUUGAGCUGAUGAACAUGGAUCGCAGCAAGCCAGCAGCAGCAGCGGGAGCGGCAACCACCAGCACACCCAGCCAGGCCAGCAGCCACGCGCAACGCAAGAGGAGACGCAUACGCACACAAUCACCGGCAGCCUCCUCGCCAUCGCCCACGUUAAGCAAGCGUCCGCGGCUGCUGCCGCCCUACAUUUGCUGCAGUCUCAACCGCGAUAAGUCGCACAUAAGCAGCUUUCUGGCCAGCCAAGGGGACAACGACGACGAAGAGCAGCAGCAGCAGCAGCAGCAGGAGGAGGAUGAGGAGCAGGAGCUGGAGAGCAGCACAUCCAGCGAGGAUAUUGGAGAAGAGCAAAUGCCGCUGGAGCCGUGCAACAAUUCCACGCCACGUCAGAAGAACGACGAGCCCGAGCCCGAACCCGAACCCUAUGCCGAGGGCGAGGCGGAGCCCUUCCAGCUGAUGCUGACCCCACAAUCAAUGCCCGAGCUAACAACGGCCAUCAUCAAUAAUCCCGACUUCCGCGAGACUUUGGUCAACAACAUCAAUGUGGCACUGCAGACGGUGACGGUGAACAAUCCCACGGUUAGCUGUGAUGCCAUCCUGGAUGGCCUGGUGCGCAACAUACUGGAGGCCACCGAGAAGGAUCCCUCAUUCGAUCGCAUCAUCCAGGAGGUGGUCGGUGCCGAUGAUGUAGAGGAAGUAAGGGCAGCGGCAGCUGCAGCGGCAGCUCCUCCACCAGGGCCAGAGGCACAGCUACAGGCACAGGCAGAGAUUGAGCCAGAGCCAGAGCCACCACAAACGCCGCUAAUCAUACGCACUGCUGUGGCGGCCAAUGCCUGUGAUGAUCCCAACUUUUCCAUCUCCAAGCUGAUUGUCUUCAAUUCGAACGAGAGCGUCCAGAAGAUGGCCACCGCCACUGCGUCCACCAAUGUGAGCUUUGCCAGUGAGAAUCUAAACCUGAAUUUCGAUCCUGGGGCCAUCCUGAGCGAGGCAGAGGCCGCCGCCGCGGGUCAGGUGUGCGUGGACGCCACCACCGGACAGCUGACCUUUCCCAUGUUCUACUCGAACGGUGGCAUGCUGUCGCAUCUGCCGUUUCUGGUGAACAACGAGUGGGUGGCCCAGCAGCUGGGCCCGGAUGCCUUUGCCAAUGCCGAGGACUCGCACAUUGAGAUCUCCCUGCCGGAGCCCAUUACAUUUACGGCCGAUCAGCUGCCGCCCAAUGCGAUAAUCAUCAACAGCGCCCAAAAGCAGCCGCCCAGCCAGCUAAUCGAUGAAGUCCCCCCAGCAACGGAGGAAGAGAAGCAGCCACCAACAGCAGCAGCAGCAGCAGUAGUAGAAGAAGAGAGCAAUCAGCAGGAGGAGCAGCAGCAGCAGCAGCAGCAGGAGGAGGAGCAUCAUCUGGCAGGGCAAGCAGCUGCAAUCCCACCCGCCUCGCUGGACUCCUCCCGCACGGUCAUCGAACGGGCCACACCCUCCACAUCGGGCAUCAUCAAUGUGAAGGCCUACCGCAGUCUGUCGACGCCCCGCAAGCGCACCUCCCACGUCCGCACGCUGACAUUCUCCCCGAAAGUGCCGCACCACCCACUGCCACAGAAUCCCAGCAGCAGCAGCAACAGCAUCGCCAAUACACCGCUGUCCACACGCAGGCUGGGCAGGGCCAACGAGAAGCCCGUGAUCAAUAAUGUGGAAAUAAUACCAGCACUGCCCGGCCCGGCCCUGGCGCCCGUUUCCAUGUCCGAUGUGAGUGCCAAUGACACAUUGGGACAUGGCGUGCCGCCGCUGUUCGCGAUGGAAGAGUGCAGCAAUCAGACGGUGAUCAGGGCCUCAUCGGCCAAGAAAAUAAACAAACAAAAAGCAGCAGCAGCAGCAGCGGAAGCGGCAGCGGCAGCGCCACCUGCCAUGGCCGCUGUGACGCCGAAGCGUAAACAGAAACGUCAGGCGGCGGUGAAUGCCUGCAAGCGGAUCAUCGCCCAGGCACCCGCACUGGAGGCGGAACCCACGGCAUCGGCGGCGCCACCAAGCGAAACGGAUAUCGAGGGGCAGGUGGAGGCUGGAGCGACGCCCGCCAGCUGCUUGGAGGCCAAUGAUAGCGCCGAGGCCGGCAAGGAGAACCAACAGAAUCAGCCGCCGGAUGUGAGCGAAGCCGAUGCGGGCCAGGAUCUGCUGGCUGCCUGGCAGCGCCAGAUGAUUGGCUCCAGCAGCGAGCUGGAGAAUCGCUUGCGCGAGAUCAAUGCCAAGCAACAGGACGAGGCGCCCCCGUCCAGUGUGAAGCAAACACGCAAUCGCCGCAAGGUGACGCCCACCACCAGAAAGAAGAAGGAGCCACAGCCCAAGGCGAAGGCCAAGGCCAAGCCAGAGACCCAGCCCAAGGCCAGGGCCAAGCCGGAGCCCAAGGGCAGGCCCGGCAAAGCCAAGAAGCAGCAGCCAGAAACGGGCGGCGGUGGCGGCGGUGGUGUUAGCAUUAAGAUAACGACGCCCCAAAAGCCAAAGGCCAAGAAGGAUAAGAAGCAAGCAGCAGCCACUGAAGCCACAGAAGCAGCAGCUGCCACUGAAGCAGCUCCUGUCGUAGGGAAAGAGCCUGCAGAAGCUCCCUUCAUGCUAAAUCAGGAGGCCGAUGAAAUAGCCGCCAAUAUGGCCAUGCUGCUGGAUACGCCCUUCAAGCAGCCGCCCAUUGGCUCGCUGAGCAGCAUGGGCCCCGCACAUGGUGGCUCGCUGGGUGUGCCGCCCACGCCCGGUGGCAUGGCCAUACUGCCGCCGCUGGACACGCCCUAUGGCAAGCUGCCCACCAGCUCGUUUCUGUUCGGCUCGGACACAAAGAGCAUCAUGGACACGCCACAGAUGAGCGCCAUAACGCCCGGCUUCCGCAUGACACCAUUUGGCCAUGGGCCGGCGGGCACUCCGCUGGGCAGUGCCGCCAAAACGGAUUACUCGUCGGGCAGCAGCUACUAUCGGCCGGACGAGGCCGAGCAUACGGAUGCGAAUGCGCAGUGCGCCAUCCAUCAGCGUGAGGAUUGGGAGGAAACAAAAGCAGCAGCAGCAGCAGCAGCAGCCAGAACCAGCAACAGCAGCAGCAGCAGAUACAGAAACAGAACAGAAGCAGCCCCCAAGGAAGUUGUCGUGCAGGAAGAGCUUGAUCCGAAUGAUGAUGCAGUGCUCAGCUUCGUGGAGCUGUGCGCCGAGCGUCUGGCCAUCGAGCCGACUGUGCUGCGACGCGUGCGCUCCUUUGGCAGCGAUGCGGUGGACAGCAUCGAGGCGGCCACCGCCCUGUCCCUGGCACUAGAACAGCAAAUGGAGGCGCCACCGCCCCACUAUAAACUGAUGCCCGGCCUGCCCGAAUCCGUCGUGGAGGAGGCAUGCAGCAGCUCCAGUUCUUCCAGCUCCUCGUCCUCGUCCAGCUCCAGUUCGAGCUCCUCCAGCAGCUCAACGUCCUCCUCGGGCUCCUCUACAUCAUCGUCCUCGUCGCAGGGCAGCAGGAGGAGCCAGCAGCGGGCGAGCAACGGCGUUGCGGCUGACAGCCGGCAGGCAGUGGCAGUGGCAGUGCGACUCAGCCUGGACAAUCUGUCGAACAUCAGCAGCACCGAGGACGAGGAGUGGCUGAAGGCGGCAGCGAUGGCCCAGCCGCUGGCCGUUGAUAGCCAGCCGGGGCAGCUGGUCAGCCAGGACGGGGAGGUGCGGUACCCCAUUAGGAACUGGCUGACGCCCAGCAAGGAUCGCCCGCCACUUACGCAGCUUCUAGUGGCGCCUGCAGCCUCCCUUGUUGCACCCUCCGGUGCCGCAGUUAGUCCAACUCCUGUCAAUUCUCCACUGAGGACCAUCAAACUGACACUGCCGCCGCGCUCCGCCGAGAAGUUGAAUCAGCGACUGCAGCUGCAGCAGCAGCAACAGCAGCAGCAACAGUCGGAGCUGCAGCUGGAGCAGCCGUCCUCGUCCUCGAAGAUGAGCGACCAAAUGCAGCAGCUGCUGCUCGAGAAGCGGGAGCGCGUUGUGGCCAAGGUGAAGCAGCAUCCGCCAGCCAAGGCAGCGCCAAAGAAGACGAAGCCCAAGAAGCUGACAGCCAUGCGGGAGACGGCCCAGCAGGCAAAUCCGCCCGUACAAAAGAAGCCCAAAAACAUGACGACAAAGAAGAAGGCAGCAGCAGCAACAGCAGCAACAGCAGCUCCUGCAACCACAGCACACGAUCUCCCAACAUCUACACAAGAAGCCCCGCCCACGCCCACACAAUCGAUGCCUGAACGGAAUCUGGAUCCCCUGCUGUACGCACUGAAUCUGUCAGCCAAGAAGCAGGAGCCCUGGUCCUGCUCCUACUCGGGAGCAGCAGCAGCAGCAACAGCAGCAGCCAGUCCAGUGCCAAAGAUGCCCAAAUUGAGGGUGAAUGUGGCACGUAAAGUGAUGGAGAUUGCCGCACAGCCAGCGCCACAGAAACGCGGACGCCCCAAGAAGCCACAAAAUACGGAUCCGGCCAGGAUCACAACGCGACGUUCAUCGCGUUUGAUAGACAAUAAAACGCCCGCUCCAGAGGAUGUCGAGCCCAAAGAGACGCCAAAUGUCGAGCAAACGAAGCCAAAAAAAACCAAUGGCAAAGCGGCCAGCAAGAAGAACAAGUCAUCGGCGGCCAAGAAGCAGCCAGAGGGUAGAGUUGCUGCUGCUGCUGCUGCUGUUGCUGCCGCGGCUGUUCCCACACUGCCAAUGGUGGCCGAGGCACAGACCACACAGCCAUCGCCAGAGCUGCAGCAGCAGCAGCAGCAGGAGAUGCAGCUGGGGAUGGCCACGCGCGAAGACGAUGAGCACGAGGAGGAGGAGGAGGACGAUCUGGAUGCGGACUACGAGCUGGAUCUGUGCCUGAGCAGAAGCCGCGAGAGGCACACCUACAGCAUUGUCCAUGCGGAUGCGGGACCCAAGCGCAAGAGCCCGAAGCUAAGGCGUCGCUCGAACAGCUACUUCAAGAGCUACCACAUGCGCGUCAUGAUGGAGGACAACCAGAUACACACGAUGCGCAUGGCCAGUCCCAUAGUGUUUGGCCUGAGCAGCCGGCAGCCGGCGAUUAGCUCGAUCCGGAAUAUACCCAAGAAGCGGAUACGCCGCCUGACCAGCAGCAGUGGAGCCGUAGCUGCAGCAGCAGUGGCAGGAGCUGCCAUCAGUGGCAAGCCCAUGGCCACAUCCACGCCAGUGGCGGACAAGCUCGUUAGCUCUCGCAGCGAACCGAUGCAGCAGCAGCAGCAGGAUGAGAAUGAUCUGGAAGUGGCGGCCAUCAGCACCACAAGUCGCCACAACAGACGCAGCACAGAACAGCAGCAGCAGCAGAAGCAGAAGCAGCAGCAGCAGCAGCAGCAGCAGCAGCAGCAGGAAAAUCAAGUAAAUGAUGCCAUGGAAAUUGAGGAUAUCGAGUCUAUACUCUCACACUUGCAUGGCACUUGACUUGGUUUGCGCGUGCUGCUC